Impatiens glandulifera is the source of this 1158-nucleotide messenger RNA. RefSeq lists its product as uncharacterized. NCBI's taxonomy places the organism in Eukaryota, Viridiplantae, Streptophyta, Magnoliopsida, Ericales, Balsaminaceae. The record is from RefSeq and is a predicted model, not a curated record. The transcript has 2 exons. Bases 1 to 1158 code for a protein of 385 amino acids.
AUGAUGUUCGACGAUGUCGAUGAACAUAUGGAUAGAGUGACUCUCGCCGCCAUCUAUCAAGCACUCCCUGAGGACGUCUUUCUCAUGGUGGCUGAGAAGGAUUCCAUCAAGCUAGCGUGGGAGACGCUAAAGACAAUGCAUGUUGGAGUGGAGAGAGUUAAGGAUGCAAAAGUGCAAACCUUGAAGACACAAUUUGAGGCGAUUCAUAUGAAGAAUGGGGAAUCGGUGGAUGAUUUCGCCAUGAAAUUGACAUCGAUCGUGACUGGUAUCCUCUCGUUGGGAGAGAAGAUCGUUACAACGAUCGAGCAAUUUCGUGAGCUCAAGAAUAUGAACGUCGAAGAGAUUGUCGGUCGUCUCAAAGUCCACGAGGAGAGACUUCGCGGCUAUGGAGACCAACACGAGGAGCACCUAUUACUCACACAUGAUGAAUGGAUGUCACGAAUGAAAAAAAACGGAGAAGCUAAUUUUUCUUCUGGAUCGUCGAGUUGUAGUGGCAACGGUGGAGAUAACCGAGGUCGUGUCAAAGGGCAAGGUCAAAGGCGCAGUUGUGAAGAAAGCUCAACUGAAAAUACCAAGCCCAGCAAAGAAAAUAGCAAAGUGAAGUGUUACACUCGUCAAAAGUAUGGGAACUACGCGUCUAAGUGCCCUAACAAUAGGUCUGAUGAUGAGGCAAACCUCACUAGCUUCUAUGACGAGGAGCCAUCAUUAAUGUUUGCUGAGGUAGUGACGAAAGCUUUGCCCGAAGACAAUGAUGCAAACCUCACUAGGUUUUAUUACGAGGAGCCAGUAUUAAUGUUUGUCGAGGGAGACGAGAAGACAAACCUUGAAGAGUUCAUGCAAGAACCGUCCAAGGAGGAACUAGAUGUGGUGUUGUUCAAUGAAGAGAAAGUUAUGGAGAAACUCCUCGCAUGUGGCGAUGAGUGUAAUCACACCAAUGUGUGGUACCUUAAUAAUGGAGCAAGCAACCAUAUGAUGGGCCAUCGAGAGAAUCUCAAUGAGCUCGACGAGAAAAUUACCGGAAAUGUGAAGUUCGAAGAUGGAAGCAAGGCGCACAAUUUUCCUAAUCCAGCUUGUGGAAAAAUCUAUGUGAGCAGAGAUGCCAUAUUCGAGGAGGAGAAGAAGUGGAAGUGGUGCAACAAUAACAACAAGCUCGUAUAA